UAAAUGCUCCGGUCUCUGCGACUGCGCAACAGUAUCAAAUAUUGUGAGGUAAAUCAUCACAUACCAUGAAUAUUUAGCAUACAUGGUAAUUAAUUCCUCAUAAACAACCGUCACGCUGUAAUUCACAGUAAAAACAACAAUGCCGAUAGCGGCGACACAGACCUGAACUUGCCAAGACAAUCGCGAAACACAAAUUAGCAUGGCGGACGAUAACAGCAGCGAGGACUCUGAUGUGGAAAAUCAGAACGAAUUUGCGGGCGUUCUAAGUAAGUGGACCAACUACAUCCACGGCUGGCAGGACAGGUACAUAGUUCUGAAAAACGGCACCCUAUCCUAUUACAAGAGCGAGCAAGAAAGGGGCUACGGAUGUCGAGGGGCUUUGUCCCUUGCCAAAGCAAUCAUCAAGCCUCAUGAGUUUGACGAGUGCAGAUUCGAUGUUUCUGUUAACGACUGUGUCUGGUAUUUGAGGGCGGAUUCCAUUGAUAGCAAGCAGAGCUGGGUGGAAGCUUUGGAAUCCUACAAGAAACCUUUAAAAAUAUUCCAUUAUGAAGAUAUGGACACAAUUUAUUCCACCAUUGGUUUGCAAACUGUAUAUUCUUCAAGACUCGUUGAUUCUCUGAUUGGCUACAAGUUGAAAUGUCACUACAAUCGUUGGACCUUGAGGUAUAAUCUCUCAAGUCUUUCUCUUUCAGACAACUUGCCGGUGGUCGAUUUCAAGGGUGAGGCAAUUACUUUCAAAUCGACAACGGCUGCUGUGAUAGACACGUUAACGCACUGCGCCGAACUCGUGACACAGAGAGAAGAGUCUUGGCACAAGCGGCUCGACAAAGAAGUAGACAGGCGGAAAAAAGCCGAAGCGCUCUCUCACUCGUACUUUAUGCAGAUUCAGAAAAUUAGGACCGUCCAUCCCGGACCAGAUCUGGAGGAGGGUCCCCACAGUGUCCUAGCCGACGACGAAUUCUACGAUGCCGUUGAAUCCGGUCUCGACAAAAUGGAGGAGGAACAAGAAUUGAGGGAGAGGUUGAAAAACGGUCCUGUCCAGGAAUGUACCCCUGGUAGUAGGAGAAUGGAUACUCAAGAUUUAUGCUUGUUGUUUGAGGACAGUUACAUCGUGGUUCUGCCUAGCACCGCUGAUGAAACUUAUGGCCGCCCGAAACAGCGGUCUUUGCAUACGUUCGCCUUCGUUCAAAUUAUUUUCAGCUUUGCUUUUUCCUUUCCUUCUUUUUUCUUCCUUAUGUUUCCAUCAUUUAUCUUAUUGCUUUACUUUUCUCAUUUGACAUUUCAUCUUUCUGCUCCCCCUCAUUUUCAACCUUUUAUUAUCACAAGCGGUCUUUAUUUUUCAGCUAGUUUGGAAAAUAUGUCGGUCAUCGAAAAUAUAUCUGAAGACACGGUAACGUUCAUGCAGGUCUACAAGCGAAUAUGGCCGGCCAGUCAACGAGACAUUGUCUUCUGGUCGCACAUGAGGAAGUUACCGAACGAGAAAGAUAGAGAUGGGCCCGACAUAUGGACGGUGGUCAACAAUUCGACGGAGUAUCCCGAGUAUCCGGCCAACAACGGUAAAUGUGUGCGGAUGUCUCUGAAGGUGUGUUUGAUGUGCCAGACGAGGGUGAAUCCUCCGAAAGACGGAGCGCCGCUCUCUAGGUCGGACGUUUCAUGUAAAAUAACGUAUUGUUCAGUUGUAAAUCCUGGUGGUUGGGCCCCUCCUUCAGUGUUGAGGGCGGUGUACAAAAGAGAGUAUCCGAAAUUUCUGAAGCGCUUCACGGCUUACGUCAUCAACCAAACCAAAAAUAAGCCCAUCAUGUUUUGAUCGUCAGGUCCGGGUCUAUAUAAUUUUAAAAUGUUUUCAUUUUUAUUAUUUAUAUAAUUAUUAAAUGCUAUUUUAUGUU
This is a messenger RNA of Leptinotarsa decemlineata (Colorado potato beetle), 1886 nucleotides long. RefSeq names its product ceramide transfer protein (gene cert). Gene Ontology annotation, biological process: ER to Golgi ceramide transport. The record is from RefSeq and is a predicted model, not a curated record. NCBI's taxonomy places the organism in Eukaryota, Metazoa, Arthropoda, Insecta, Coleoptera, Chrysomelidae. Gene Ontology annotation, molecular function: lipid binding.